AGAAAGGGUGUAAAUUACUCUAUGAAGACAGCUUGGGGUAUAUUUCAUCAGGAGACAUCACUCUUGGUGGACUCUUUGCUGUGCACCUGGAUGUGGAAAAUCCAGAACUGUCAUUCAGGAGAAAACCCGGGCUACUGAAAUGUAGAAACUUUCAUAUCAGAUAUUACCGAUUUCUCCUAUCGAUGAUUUAUUCCAUAAUGGAGAUUAACAAGUCUCCCGUCCUCCUACCGAAUAUCACUCUGGGUUUCAAACUCUAUGAUUCCUGUUACAAUGAAGUCAGAGGUUUGAUAGGCACAAAAUGGAUAUUGUCAGGAUCCAAAGAUGUUCCACCGACUUUUAAUUAUAAUUGUUAUAAGGAUACCAUGCCUCCUGCUAUAAUUGGAGACUUGACAUCUAAAGCUUCAAUCCCGAUGGCUUGGAUACUGGGCCUGUUCAGAUACCCUCAGGUUAGCUAUGGUGCAUCUCAUCUAAGUUUGAGCGACAAGGUGCAGUUUCCAUCCUUCCUUAGGACAAUGACUAGUGGUAACAAAGAAAUUCUUGUUAUUGCUCAGUUAGUAAAAUAUUUCAACUGGACAUGGGUGGGCAUGAUAAAUUCCGAUAAUGAGUAUGGAAGAUCGGGUGGCCCAUUAAUACAGAAAGAAAUUGAAAAGAACGGUGGAUGCAUUGCCUUCACAGAAACGCUACCAAUCUACAGCUCACAAAAGUUGGUUUUACAAGUAGUAGAAGUCAUUAAAGAAUCCAACGCUACAGUCAUUAUUGUAUAUUCCAGCAUGGAGAAUCUCAUAUCUUUAAUGGAGGAAGCUUCUUCCCAUGAUAUUACUGACAAAGUAUGGAUUGGCUGUUCUAGUUUCUCUAUUACAUCAGACUUUCCUAGAAAAGACAUUUUAACAACCUUAAAUGGAAGUCUGAGUGUGUCAGUUCCUCUUGGUAAAAUCCCAGGGUUUACAGAAUUCCUUUACAGCAUUCAUCCUUUUAAAUUUCUAGGUGACAUCUUCAUCAAGACAUUUUGGGAGAAGGCUUUUGGAUGCAUCUGGCCAGCAGAGGGCUUUCACAACACCACGGCACAAACACUAUUUGGAGAAAGAAUUUUGUGGUGCAGAGGAAAUGAGAGACUGGAUAGUAUUGAUGCAAAUAUUUAUGAUGUCUACAACUUCAGAUACACCUAUAAAGUGCACAAUGCAGUUUACACAGUAGCUCACGCCUUGCAUCAGAUGAAUACAUGUGUAGCAGGCAAUGGUCCUUUCAAGAAUGGAUCCUGUGCAAACAUUUAUAAUUACCAACCAUUUCAGCUACUUUAUUAUCUCAGAAAUGUUAACUUUAGAAACCCAGGAGGAGAAACAAUUUAUUUUGAUAAGAAUGGAGAUAUCCCUCUGUACAUGGACAUCUUAAACUGGCAGCUUUACCCCAAUGGCAGCAAUCAAUAUGUACAUGUUGGUAGUUACGACGCUCGUUCUCCAAAAGGCCAGGAACUGACAAUUGAUCAGAGCAAGAUUGUAUGGAAUAUAGGUCAUGAUAAUGUCCCCUCGUCUGUCUGUAGUAACCCAUGCUCACAAGGACAAAGAAAGACCACACACCAAGGGCAGAAACUCUGCUGUUUUGAUUGCCUUCCCUGCUCUAAGGGAGAGAUCCUUAACUCCAACGAUCACAGUGAAUGUCUCAAAUGUCCAGACGAUAUGUGGCCGAAUGCUGGUAAAGAGAAAUGUGUCCAAAAACCAGUUCAAUUUCUCUCGUAUGAGGAGUCACUGGGAUAUUCAUUGACUUGCAUUUCUGUGACAUGCUGUGUAUUGACUUUCUCCGUCCUUUGCCUGCUCAUUAUAAAACGCAGGACACCCAUAGUGAAGGCCAAUAACCGAGAACUCAGCUAUCUCCUCCUUGUCUCCCUUAUGUUCUGCUUCCUCUGCUCCUUGGUAUUCAUUGGUCGACCUGAGAAAGUUACUUGCAUGAUACGCCAAGUGGUGUUUGGCAUCAUCUUCUCCGUUUGCCUUUCUGUAAUCCUGGCCAAGACAAUCACUGUGAUCAUGGUCUUCAGUGCUAUCAACCCAAACAGCAAAUUAAAGAGAUUAGCGGGACUCCGAAUACCAAUUUAUAUAGUCCCUUCUUGUACAGUGGUUCAGAUAGUGUUAUGCAUUAUCUGGCUCACCAGUUCUGGACCCUUUGUUGAAUUCAACAUGGCAGCUGAGGUUGGGACAAUAGUUGUUGAAUGUAACGAGGGGUCUAUAGUGUUAUUUUCAUGUGUUUUGGGUUAUAUGGGUCUUUUAGCUUCUACCAGCUUCCUUGUUGCAUUUUUGGCUCGAAAGCUCCCUGAUACCUUUAAUGAGACUAAAUUUAUUACUUUUAGUAUGUUAGUAUUUGGCAUCGUUUGGGUAACAUUUAUCCCAGCUUAUCUCAGCACUAAAGGUAAGUACAUGGUAGCUGUGGAGAUCUUUGCCAUAUUGUCUUCAAGUGCCGGACUACUUACAUGUAUGUUUUUUCCAAAAUGUUACAUAAUAUUACUGCAUCCUGAAAUGAACACUAAAGAGUAUAUAACUGGAAGAAAUCAUAGAAAAAUAUUCUAA
This is a messenger RNA of Pelobates fuscus (common spadefoot toad), 2555 nucleotides long. Its product is annotated as extracellular calcium-sensing receptor-like. The transcript has 6 exons. Bases 183 to 2555 code for a protein of 790 amino acids. Gene Ontology annotation, cellular component: plasma membrane. Gene Ontology annotation, biological process: G protein-coupled receptor signaling pathway. NCBI's taxonomy places the organism in Eukaryota, Metazoa, Chordata, Amphibia, Anura, Pelobatidae. Gene Ontology annotation, molecular function: G protein-coupled receptor activity. The record is from RefSeq and is a predicted model, not a curated record.